This is a messenger RNA of Mobula hypostoma (lesser devil ray), 10246 nucleotides long. RefSeq names its product Ro60, Y RNA binding protein (gene ro60). Gene Ontology annotation, cellular component: ribonucleoprotein complex. The record is from RefSeq and is a predicted model, not a curated record. Gene Ontology annotation, molecular function: RNA binding. NCBI's taxonomy places the organism in Eukaryota, Metazoa, Chordata, Chondrichthyes, Myliobatiformes, Myliobatidae. The transcript is spliced from 10 exons. The coding region runs from base 106 to 1770 and encodes 554 amino acids.
CCGGAUGUUGCUGUGGUAACGGACUGUGGCGGCGGCGGAGAUUUUCUUUUCUUUUUUGUGUUUUCGUGUUUACGGGAGGCGGUGUCAUCGCUGAGAGCUUGUAACAUGGAGCAAUGUUUCACAGAUGGACUCAAAACUAUUGGAGGGCCACCUGAAUCUAAAUUGCAUCAAGUGGAGCCAUCAACUGGCCAGCAACUACAGAACUCUGAAGGUGGUAGAAUGUGGCAAGUGACAGAUAUGACCCGCUUGCGUCGGUUUCUCUGUUUUGGUUCUGAGGGUGGGACGUACACCACCAAUGUGGAAAAGCUUGGAAAAGAAAAUGCUCAGGCCAUAUUGAGAUUGAUAGAAUGUGGUAAAGGGACUGAAGUUGUCCAGGAGAUAAAGACAUUUAGUACUGAGGGAAGAGUGACCACUCAAGAUCCUGCUUUGUUCGCUUUGGCUCUUUGCACACAGUGCUCAAAUAUUUCAACAAAACAAGCUGCCUACAAAGUUCUGGCUGAAAUCUGUCGAAUUCCCACCCAUUUAUUCACAUAUAUUCGAUUUAGAAAGGAACUCAGUAGAGGAAUGGAAUGCGGUAUCUGGGGAAGAGCCCUGCGGAAAGCAGUGGCAAACUGGUACAACAGUAAAGAUGGAAUGUCUAUCGCUAUGGCUGUUACAAAAUAUAAGCGGAGAGCAGGAUGGUCACACAAAGAUUUACUUCGGUUGUCACAUCUGAAACCAGCUAAUGAAGAUCUCACUCUGGUCACAAAGUAUAUUAUGAAGGGUUGGAAAGAAGUUCAAGAAGCAUAUAAGGAUAAGGAAAACUCAGAUGGAAUUCAGCGAUUGUUGAAGUACUUUGAAGCUUUAGAAAGGGUAAAGAUGACCCAAGAUGAACAGGAGGUUGCUCAUCUUAUUGAGGAGUACAGAUUGGUCAGAGAGCACCUACUAACUAAUCACCUGAAGUCACGGGAGGUGUGGAAGGCAUUACUGAAGGAUAUGCCUAUUAUUGCAAUUCUUAAAAAUUUGGGGAAGAUGACUACAGAUUCCAUUCUUAAGCCCGGAAGUGAAGAAGUUACCAUAUUGUGUGAAAGGUUAAAGGAUGAGACUGUGUUAAAGAAGGCUCAAAUUCAUCCAUUUCACAUUUUGGUGGCUCUUGAAACAUACAAAACAGGAAAAGGAAACCGGGGAAAAUUAAAGUGGAUCCCCAAUUCAGAUAUUUUGGUGGCACUAAAUCAGGCAUUUUAUAAAUCUUUUAAGAAUAUAGAGCCAACAGGGAAGCACUUUGUAUUGGCUUUGGAUGUAAGCUCUUCAAUGCGUAGCCAGGUUCUAGGAUGCAGAGCUCUUUGUGCCUACAGUGUUGCAGCAGUUAUGUCAAUGGUUGUUACACAAACAGAAUCCAACUCUACAAUUGUUGCUUUUUCUGAUGAAAUUGUUCCAUUACACAUCACUUCAGAAAUGGCACUGGAUAAAGUAUUAGCUGUGAUGCAUGCGGUUCCGUUUGGUUCCACUGACUGCGCACUUCCCAUGUUAUGGGCUAUUAAGACACAAACAGUUGCAGAUGUGUUCAUUAUCUUUACUGAUAAUGAAACCUAUUACAGAAACAUUCAUCCUGUAGAAGCUUUGAGAGAAUACAGAAAGAAAAUGGGCAUUCCAGCCAAAUUGGUGGUUUGUGGACUGGGUUCUAACGGUUUCGCCAUUGCUGACCCAGAUGACAGAGGCAUGAUGGAUGUCUGUGGUUUUGACACUGGGGCUCUGGACGUCAUUCGUAACUUUGCAUUAGAUUUGAUUUAAAUUUUGGAAGGAAGUACCACUAAAUUGUUUAGUUCACAGAGUAUUUAUGCAUCAGGUUUCUAGGAUGGCUGAACAGCGGACUCACAUUUUGGGUUGCUAGUUUCUUAGUUGCGUGCCUGUUAGAGUUAACAGGAAAUUGUAAACGGAAUAUGUAAUUGAACUUUAAGCCUGUUCUGCCACAGCAAAUUAUUUUAACUAUGGAGUUCUUUUGACUUCCUGCUGUCAAGGUAUUUGUAAUGUUAACUAGAGACAUCCUAGUGAAGUUAGGGUAUAAUCAAAGUUGUGCUCUACAUUUUGUUUGGUGAGUUUACAAGAAGAAUGCUGUUUAAUUGUAUUUCUCUGUUGUGAACAGGCUGGCGAGAGUUAAUGUUUCUGCAGUGUUGGAUUAAGUAUUUGAGGGGUAUCAGGUUUGAGGAAUAUUCUGAAAAAUCUUUUGAGCAUAUUGCGCUUUUUCUAAUUUCGAUAACAUUUAUCUGAAAAAGAAUAAUGUGGACAUGAAAGUAAAAGUGGGAACAAAGCAAACCUGAGUUUAUUAUGGGUGGAUUGUGCUGAAUAAAGUUGAAUUCAAAAGAUGGAUUUGUGAUGUACCAGUACUUUUGGAAGUUUCUAAUUUUUCAGCUGUCAGAAGAACGAAAGUUGUUUUUAAGUACAACAUGUGUAGCAUAUUCCACAAAAGUAGAUUCCAAUUAUCAUUCACCAACAAUUAUUGUAGGUGUUAAUUUUUAUAGAUCCUGUCACAGAGCAAUGUAGAAAAGGUCAUGCUGGAGAUGUGUUGAAGAUCAAUGUAACUCAUUGAUAUUGGGCUAAUGAUUAAAUCUAUUUUGCAGCAGUUAUAGCUGUGUUGAAAGUAACAAUUGUUAACAUAAAUUGCAGAUGGUUAACCUAAUCAGUUUGAGUGCAGUGUCAAUACCACAUGCAUUACAAUGCUGUAUAUCAGACAAACCAUUGGUGAUGAAGAUCUCUUUGCUAAUCUGAUCUUACCUUUCUGAUUCUGAAGAUCUUUUAUAGUUCAGUCUCUUACCGAGCUUUGCAUUUAAAAAAAAACUGCAAUCUUUCUGAAAAUGUCAUUUCAAUAGAAUAUACAAGCCAUCUCUAUGAAGAAUCUUCAAGAAAGAUUCUUGGUUGAGAGUAAUUCAUUUUCUGUCAGGAAAAUUUAUCUUACUGGUUUAAGAUGGUGUAGAUAGUAUGUGUUUUCUGUCUGUAAUUGGGAAUUCCAGACAAAGCCUUUUAUUAAGGAUUGCAGUGUUAAGUAUGUAGAUCAGAAGUAAGGAGUGUGUAGAAUAGGUUACAGGAAAAUAAGUGAUAGAAUGGUAUUGAUGUGAUUGUGCCGACAGUUAGAAUAGACUUUAUGAGCCAAAUGGUCUUCACUAUAUUCUGAGGAUAUUUGAAACUCUUUGGAAAUUCUAACACUUCAUGUAAUGAAAAUUGGCCUAGAAAGAUUUUAAAAUAUUUUAACUAGGGUAAGCUUUAGAAAAGUUUAUUUCACCAAAACAGGAUGAAAGUCUGGAUGAAAACAUAAUUAGUUUUUUUUAGAUUCUUGUUCAAGUAUAGCUCUGUUCUUUUAGCUUAUCUUCCCUUAUAAAGUUCUUUCCUUUUGUUUAAGAUCCCUGAUUUCCCCCACCUAUAUCUUACUCAGGUGAUCAUAACUCAUAUUGGAGCAAUAUUUCUAGGCAAAUCGUUAGAACAGAAGUAGAACAAGCAAGGUAGCCCUGAUCUGAAUUUAACUGUGCUGGUUUUGUUCUUCCAGAAGAUGUGAGAGUCUACAAUAGUUUUUAUGAGUUGGAAGAUACUAACUGUAAUCUAUUCAAGAAAGUGGGGAAUAUGCAAAAAUAGGGUAACUGGGCUGGAUAGCUUUGCAUCCAUUUAGGAAAGAUGUUGGAAUCUCUUAUCAGGGAUAUGACAGUGCAAAUGGAAAAUAAAUGUUUUAAUGAAAAUGAAGGUUAAAAAUAUAAUUUACUGUGUAUUUUUGAGAUGCAAGGAAACAUAUGAUAUACAGAAUAUAGAUUUUCAAAAAACAUUAAUUCAAAUGCCACACAAGAUUUUGUUUCACAAGAUUAUUGUAUUAUUAUGAUUUGUAGGUUGGUUAAUGGAUGGGAAAUGGGGUAGAAUGAAUGGAUCAUUUUUACAAAUGCAGUGUGUAACUAUUUUGGUUCCACUAAGUUCUACUUAAUACAGCAAUGGUAUAUAGUGUAGAAAAAUGAUUAGGUGAAAAGUGAAGUAUAAUCUCUUAAAUUAGCAUAAAAGUAAGGAGGUUUGGUAAAGAGCUUUUUCAAAGUUUUUUUUCUUAUUUGAAAGCUUGUUUUUGUAGUUGCAGCAGUCAGAGAAGUAGAGGGAAGGAGUCUUUUUCUAAGUUGUUUGUGACUGGCUAAGUGUGUGGCAACUCAGCCAAUAAAAGGAAGCUCAGGUAAAGUAGAGCGGUCAUUUUGGGGUGGCCAUUGGGAGAAUGGGACAGUGUAAGAGUGGGAAACUGAGUUCUUCGCUCAAGGCUUUUGGCAAAGGGGCACAGGUGAGUAGCCGAGAAGAACAGACAAGGCUUUUAUUUUCCUGUUGAUCUAAGUCCUUUGACUUACUGAAGACAAAAUGGUAGUUGGGGCGGUGGAGCAUUCCUUCUGCAAGAUGUGUGAAGUCAGAGAACUUCAUGGUCUCCCUGAUGACUAUAUCUCUGGGAAGAACAUCAAGGUGUGGCUUCUAACAGAUCGGGUCGAGGAACUGGAGGUGCAGGUGUAUGUACAGAUUCUGCUGCCCCAUUCCUCUCAGUCAUAGGUACUGUUGGUGGAGAGGGAUGGUGGGGUAUGACCUUUCAGAAGCUAGCACCAGCAGCUAGGUUAUUGGCACCAUGACUGGCUCUGAGGCAACAGAGGUAAGGAUGAAAUCAGAUAGAGUGAUUACUGAUAGGGAACUCAAUAGUAAGGGGUAUAGACAGGCUUUUCUGUGACUCCAGUUGAAACUCGAGGAUGAUGUGUUGUCUUCCUGGUGUGGAGUCAAGGAUGUCUUGCAGAUACAGAACAUCCUGAGAGGGGAGGUUGAGCAGCCAGGAGUCAUGGUACUUUAGGCACUAAUGAUAGACACAAGAGAUUCUGCAGAUCAUAAACACAAGGUUCUACAGAUGCUGGAAAUCCAGAAAACACACAGAAAACUUCUGGAGGAACUCAACAGGUCAGGCAGCAUCUAUCGAAAUGAAUGGACAGUUGACGUUUCAGACCUAUACCUUUCAUCGGGACUGGAAAAGAAGGGGGUAGAUGCCAGUAUAAAAAGGUGGGGACAGAGGAAGGAGGACAAGCUAGAAAGUGAUAGGAGAACCCAGGUGUUGGAUGGAAAAGGCAAGGGAUUGUAAAAGACAGAAUCUGAUAAGAGAGUGGUCCAUGAGAGAAAUGGGAGGAGUGGCACCAGGGGAAAAUAAAAGGUGAAAAGUAGUAAGAGGUUGUUGAAUGGAAGAGGAAGGAAGGAUUACCAGAAGGAGAAAUUGACGUUCAUGCUGAAGGCUACCUAGAUGAAAUAUGAAAUAUUGCUCCUUCCUCUGAGAGUGGCCUCAUUGUGGCAGAUAUAGGCAGGAAGAGGGAUGAGAUGCUGCAACAGGAAUUUAAGGCACUAGGAGAGUUCAUCCACAUUGACAAUUUGGGUGGAGUUUAGAAAUAAGAAAAGUACAGUUACACUGAUGGGAUUGUACUAUAGCCCCCACCCUCCAUAGCCACUGAGAGGCAGAAGAAUAGAUAGAUAUGUAGACAAAUGAUGGAAAGGUGCAGGAGCAAUAAGAUUGUCAUAGUGAGAGCUUUAACCUCCAUACAAUUGAUUGCAAUUUCCAGUGGGAUUUCUUCAGUGCAUCCAAAAAGGUCUUGAAAUAGUAUUUGGAGAGUUGAACUAGAAGAGAAAACAUACUGGAAGUGGUUUAGGGAAAUGAGACAGACCAGUGCAGACCUCAUAAAAGGUGAACAUUUUGGGAAUAGUGACAACAACUCAUUAUGUUUUAAAAUAGUUAUGAAUAAGGACAAAAUUGGAUCUUGUGGGGAGGGCAAACUCUGACCAGAUAGGACUGGAGCUGAGGAGUGUUGAUUGGGGACAGCUGUUGUUGGACAAUCCAUGUCUGACAUAGGAGUUGUUAAAAGACCAGCGGAUUAGAGUUCAGAAUUGGUAUCAUCUGGUAAGGAGUAAGGACAAGGAUGGUAAGGUAAGGGAACCAUGGAUGAACCAACAGGUCCUAAAUUAGUUGGGGAAAAAAUGGAAGCAUGUGUAAAAUUAGAAAGCUAAAAUCAUACUGAGCCCUUGCAGAAGAUAAAGUUAGCAGGUAAGUACUGCUGAAAUAGAUGAUUUGGAAGACCAAAAGAGGCCAUGAGCUAUUCUUCGUGAGCUGGAUCAAGGAGAAGCCCAAGGGAUUUCGUACCUAUAUUAAGAAAAAGAUGAAGAAUAAGGAGGAAGUUUGUGCUUGGAAUUAGAAGUGGCUGAGGUUUAAAUGUGUUGGUAUUUACCAAGGAGAAUUUGGAGAUAGUACAAGCAGAGUGGGACAUGCUGAUGUGCUACAACAUUUUUGAGAUCGAGGAGGUAGUGCUGGGUAUUUUGAAAAGCUCUAAGGAUGCCUAGUAGCCUAUUUGAAUAUUGAAAGAAGCAAAGGCGGAGAUUGCUGGAGCUUUGACAAGGAUCUUCGUGGCCUGCCAACAACAGGCAAAGUCCUGGAGGAUGAGAGUAGCAAAUGCUGGGGUCUUUGUUCAAGAAAGGAAGUAGGGAUAAUCCAGAUAUUUAUAGGUUAGUGAACUCAUGUAAAUGGUAGAGAAACUAUUGGAAAGGAUACUGUGGGUUAGGAUUUGUGCACAUUUGGAAGAGCAUGACCUGCUUAAGGACAGCCAACAUGACUUUGUGCAUGGUUGUCAUGUCUUGCAAACUUGAUUGGGUUUUUUGAGGAGUUGACAAAGAAGCCUACUGAGGGUAAGGCAGUUGGCAUUAUCAACAUGGACUUUAUUUAGGCAUUUGAUGAGGUUCCUCGCGGUAGACUCAGAAGAUAAAGGUGCAUAGGUUCCAAGUUGAAUUACAAAUUUGGAUUGAGAAUGGGCUUGCCCCUUGAAACCAUAUUAGGACUGGAAUACUGUUAUGGCUGGAGGUCCAUGAUGAGUGGUGUACCAUAAGGAUAGAUAUUGGGACAUCUGAUGUUUGUAAUUAUGUAUCAAUCAUAGAGAUGAAAAUGUACUUGGGUGGAUGAGCAAGUUUGUAAAUGACACCAAGAUGAGUGGAGUUGUAGACAGCGUACAGGACUAUAAAGAAUACAGAAGGAUAUAGAUCAGUUACAGGCAUGGACAAUGAAAUGGCAGGAGGAGCUUAAUAUGGGAAAGUGUGUGGUCUUGCACACAUGGAGAUCAAAUGAAAAGAGAAAGUAGACUCCUUAAUUGCACUGAGGUACAGGGGAUCUUUGGGUCCAUUUCCAUGGUUCACUGAAAGUGGCUGCUCAAAUGGGUAAGGUGAUUUUUUUUAAAGAAAGGCAUGUGGGGUGCUUGCUUUUAUUGGUGGGUUAUUGAGCAUAAGAGUGAGGAAGUCAUACUGCUGCAAUAUAAAACUUUAGUCAGGCUGCAGUGGGAUUAUUGAAUGCAGUUCUGGUCACCCUAUUAUAAGAAGAAUGAGGAGAUAGUAUAGAAGAGGUUUUCUGGAUGUUUCCUGAAUUAGACAGCGUACGCUGUAAGGAAAGGUUGGACAGACUAGUGUUUUUCUCCUUAGAAUAUCAGAGGCUGAGGGGAGAUGAUAGAGAUUUAAAAAUUAUGAGAGGAAAUGUCAAAUACUACAGAACAUGCUUUAAGGUUAGUGGGGGAAGUUUAAAGGUGAUGUGAGGGGCAAGCUUUUUACUCAGAGUGGAUGGUGCCUGGAAUAGGUUCCAGGAAUACAGGUAAAAUCAGGUAAUUUGGUGAAGUUUCAGAAGCUGUUGGAUAGACACAUGAAUAUCAAAGGAAAAGAAGGAUAUGGACGAUACUUAGGAGGAGGACACUUAGUAUAAAUUUUCAUCUAGAUUGGCACAACAAUGUGCACUGAAUGGCCUGUCAGUGCUGUACUUUUCUAUGUACAAUUGUAAAGGAGACCAUAAAUAGUGAAUAUUAAAUGUUAAUGGUCUUUAACAAAGGAAAUGAGCUGCUGCAACAGUUCACUAGAUUGAUUCCUGGAAUAAGUAUUUUAGGUAGUUUGGGAUUCUAGCCCAAAGAUUCUUGGGAUAUCUAAAAUUGCUGAGAUAGUUUCCCUAAUUGGAGAGUGCAGAAUCAGAGGACAUAGUCUCAGGAAGGUCAACUGUUGAGUACUGAUACAGAUUUCAUUUGGAACAGGGAAUCUCUGGAAUCCUCCAGAUGUAUAGUGAGUGAGAUAAAUAAAUUUUAGAUAGUAAAAGAAUGAAAAGAUAAUAGAACAGAGUGGGAAAAGUGUAAAUGAGAAGAAGCUCAUCCACAAUCUUGAGUGAUAAAACAAGUCUGGAAAUGUUGUACAGUCUAUUAUUGAUUCUACUUUUUUUUAUAUUUUUAUAGUUUUUGCCAUUAAUUGCAUUGCAUUUGUUUGAAGGUCAACAAUUAGGAAGAUAACAUAAAAGAUUUUUCAUGCAAGUUGAAGGCAAAUGUCUAAACUCGUGAUUUUUAGAUUACCUGAAAAUUUAACUUGGGCAUGAAUCUGUACUUUGUCAGUUCCAGAUGUAGCAAUCUAACAAAGGUGAACUUGAUGAAUUAACAUUUUUGGUUUAUCAGAAUUAACCUGGUCCUGAAGACUGGCACUUAAUUUGAUGAAGUCCUACAGUGGCUUAUAGUUUUGGAGAAUAACAAUAACUAUUGCUGUGGUUUUAUUUCCAAACUGAAGGAUGUUAAUUAAUAACAAAUGGGAAUACAGCAGCAGACAGGGCCAUCAUUAACAAUAUGAAAAAUAUGCCUGUGAUUGAUUGCAUUAAUUUUUGUAGGUUUUGGAAGUCAUUGGCUGUUGUUGACUCCAAUGUAAAAGUAUAUGUCGGUGUAUAAUACAUUCCAUAGAAACUCUCAGGUAUUUUAUGUUUUGAAGUUCUUGAUUUUUGGUCAGGAUGUUUGCAUUAUCAACCAAAUUAAGGCAUUGGCAUUUGUGAAUUUAGCUGCUUUCUGGAGAACUUGGGUAACAUUAUAACCUUUGUUGGAAUCUUGAUAUAAAUUCAAUUUAUUUGCACCUUUAACAUAGUAAAGUCCAAUGAUGCUUUAAUAGAUACUACAUACUUUAUUGGAAUUGGAAAUAUUGAGGUUCUGGCAAAAGUUGGUCUUGAACUCCUACUACAAUUAAAUUUUCAACAAUACCAUUCAUUGUUUUUCUCCCUCCACUCUGUUUUAAUGGCUGAAGCUAACUUUGUAGCAGUCUGUAAUCUAUUGUAUUUGUACAGGUACACAGUAUUCUUUUUUAAAUUUUUUUUCUCUUUGUACUUCAUAAUUAUUUGUUUUCAUAUACAACAGAUUUUAUAUUGACAUUCUAAGCUCACCUGCUUUGGUCUAUCUACCUUGCAUUUGUUUGCAUGUAUCCUUGAGUGCCAAUUAAAGUUGUAGCUUUGUACUUUUUCCAUUCCACGUUUGCCUAUUGGCUGCCUGAUUUCUACUGAACAAAGUUAGUCCACGGAGGAAUGAAUAUGCUUUUAAAAUGGCAACUUAAAAGAAUUAGAUAUAAAAAAUUCCAUCUGGUACUUUGCCAUAUUUUAAAACUGAUUAAAGAAACAAAUAAAAUAUUAAAAUUCUUCAGGUUGCUAUGGCCAAACAACACAAUGUAAUUUUUGCCACUCUCAGAAGUCAAUAUCCUGUGCAUACAAUAAAAUGCAAGUUGUUAAUUACUCUGCACUAAACUCAUCUGUUCUUUUGAUAUAAAUUGUGUUCAUUAUACUUUGCAUUUUUACAUGGUGGUGUCUAGAAAACAUAACAUUGUGAAACUGUAAUAUGUUUAAUGUCUGCAGGCAAAGUAUGACCUUUGUCUUUCUAGCCAACUUAAAUGAAGUCAAUGGUACCUAAAUAUGACCAAACAAAUCAUUUAAAUUAUUGUAUCAAACAAUGCUGGAGGACAGAUUUUUUUAUAUAGAUUUUAGAAUUAAUUUUGACACUUUUAAAAUCUGUAAUGUGAAACUGAUUAAAACAGAUAUUUUUACUGACAAGGUUUUUCACUGAAACUCUGCAUAAUGAGUUUUAAAAGCUAUUGAAAUCAUGGUUAACUUAUUGUUAUUAUAUGCAAAUAUGUUUCUCAAACCUUUGACUAUGUAUCCAUCUUUAUGUGUCCAAUAUUAACUAGAAUAUAAUGUUGGCAAUCUAAAACUGGUUACUGCUUUCCUACUUUCCAGAGUGGCCCUUUGCAUAGGAGUUGAAUGUCGCCACUUGAAAAGUGAUCAAUCGCUAACAUAAUGUGUCAAACUAAACAUGGUAAUGCUGUGCAAAAUAUGAAUGUUACUGUUAACUGCCUUUAAGUUCACUAUAAUGCAUUUAAUUGUUUUUAUAUUUAAUCCAGUUGAAAUAAAGUGCUAAAAAAUGGUAUA